UUAGUCACGUCGGUCGACUUCGAAAGACAGUCGAGUUACAAUCUCAGUGUCAUGGCGAUUCAUGGCGACCUCAAGUCGUGCCAUCGAGUCCGCGUUAUCAUCACGGACGUUAACGACGCACCCCGAUUCGCGUCGAAACUCUACGAGACGGCAGUAUACGAAGGAUCCGUGUUGCGUUUCGAAUUCACCUUGACCGACGAAGAUGACCCGGAUAGUGCCAAUGGUACAGUAACACCAUACCUCGAAUCGAAUCUCUUUGCGGCUGACUACAACAGUUCUAGAGGCAAGGGUUGGAUUAUCAGUGUACAAGAACUCGACUUCGAAACGCAGCAACAUCAUUCUUUGCAGCUGUUUGCCCAAGACUCUGGACAACCUCGAUUGAAGACACGCUUCCCUGCGCGGUUAGACGUGGCCGUGUUGGAUAGAAACGAGUUUCGUCCUGAAUUUGUUGAGACUAGCUACGAGGCAACUGUUAGUGAAAAUGUGUUCGAAUCGGUGGUGGUUCUCAACAGUACAGAUCGCGAUGGAGGAUCUAUAUACGGGGAAGUCGUUUCGUACUACAUACCUUCUCCCUUCAUUGCGCCUUUUAACGUGACAUCACGAGGUCACGUCUACAACACUCGACUUCUCGAUUUCGAAUCAGAUCAGUUAGAACAUCGCUUCUCUGUGGUAGCGGUCGACGGAGGAGGAUUCGAGAGCAAUGCGGUCGACGUGACCAUUUACAUUACAAACGUCAACGACAACAGACCUCGGUUUCCAGACGGUGUCACUGAUGACGCAAAAUUUGUUGAAAUAGAAUGGGAUAGGCCCCCUUCUUCUGAUCCUGUAAUUACAUUGAAAGCUGGUGAUGACGACCACACCGAUGUCUUAUACUACUAUAUGCCUAUUGGAUACCACAACUUUCCCUUUUCACUGCCAGAUCCCUUAGUGGGGGCUAUUGUGCAAACUGCAGAUCUCAAGGCACCACCAGGCUCAGCCUACAACUUCUCCGUUCUCGUACAAGACAGAGAGAGAGCUAGUGAGUCUUCUGAUGUGUUGAGAUUUCACUGGCCGGUUUCCAUCAUAUUGAUCGACACAAACGACCCACCUUACUACCUCGAGGAUGACAUAACCAUCUCGGUAGAUUUUGAAGCUCUAUUCUAUUCUGAGAACAAACGCAUUCUCAGCGUACAAGCCCAGGACGACGAUUAUAUUCAUUCUAACUAUUCCGAAAUAGUCUCAUACAACAUUCAAUCGUACGAGUCCCUUCCGAUUGCUAUCGACUCUUUGGGUGUUGUGACAUUGACUGACGACAGGGAGUUGCCUGUCACCGUGACUUUCAAUGUGAGUGCUACAGAUGGUGGAGGUUUGAUUUCGAUUAAACCAGCGCGCGUUAUGGUCAACGUUUUGUACAGAAACGCACACAGUCCAGUCCUUGUUGGAUUCGAGGAAGGCAACAGUUACACUACUGUGGUCGACUUGAAAGAAACGCAGCCAAAUGGUAGUGUAGUGGUGGUAAUUAAUGUCACAGACAAUGACAUGGGACCAGAUGGCAUGGUUAAGAUGUUCUCGUUGCCUCAUCCCCAUUUCAAAACAUCUCCCAAUGGCACAAUAUAUUUAACCAAGAUGGUGGACUAUGAACGGCUCGAUGAUAAAACGUUUAACGUGACUGUAAUUGCGUCUGACUCUGGAAAAAUUAGAAAAACCGCUAGCGGUACCGUGAUUAUCCGGGUUCUAAACGAGAACGACAGUCCACCACAAGUUACAUUCCCUCAUUCAACGUUUCGUUUUAGUACAGGAACAAUCCUUAACGUCAGCAGCAACGUCACCUACACAGACGACGACGAUCCAAUGCCUCAGACACACACCGUCGUAUUUUCGUUGCAUCAACAGAGAGGCCCACGGUCACCAUUCACUGGUCGGUUUUGUCAGGCCGGAGUAUUGGCACCCGUUCCAAUACUGUGUAUGGAGCAGACCACUAGUAUUUUGACGUCAAAGGUCUUUUCCGCAGAUCGGUUUGAAGGCGAGUGGGGAGCAGUUAGAUUUAGCAAAAUGUUUCCCGGCAACUGCAGUAGAUUUGACGGCUCAAAACAUUUUAUGCUUAUGAAGAUGACAGUACAAACAUGGAUACGCAUCGGACCUGCGGCUAUGGGCACCAUCUUCACUCUACAUCGAUGGGACAGCUAUUACCUGUUAGCUAUUCGACUAGAACGAAAAAGCAGAAUUACUGUACGAUAUCGUCUCAUCGACGGGGUCGUAAACUCACACCGCUUCUUGUUAAAGAAACCGUAUUUAAUUGAUAACAAUCAGUGGCAUCAUCUAGUGGUGGCAAUCAACUACCCCAACAUAUCUCUUUACGUAGACGGUCAAAAGCAGGAAUCGCAUUCGGCCGUCAAAUAUUUUUCGAGUUUUUCAGGAGACCGGGUCUGUAUCGGAGUAGCAUCAAAGGUCGGAGACCGGCAACUGACGGGAAGACUGGCCGGUUUGUCACUCGGCUUGUCUGCGGCUAAUCAACUGGACGUCGGCUGUAUGAUGAACUGCGGCGAAGCCAUUGGUACGGUCGACGCAGUGGAACGUGUAUCUGUCGUACACUCACCGGGAAAGGUAACCUUUUCUAGUCCUUCUAGUGAAGACAUGCAAGCAGCUCUACGUCACAUCGGUUACGUCAACCGCCACUUGGACACACGCGAUGUCCGUCGAUGGAUUAACGUAGACGCAUCGGACGGUGUAAAUACGGAUUCAAAAAGACUUCGCGUAGACCUACCGAGGGGCAACUUUUACUCCCCAACCUUUCUGUUUCCAAAAGUAACUUCAGUAUUUUUAUCACAAGGAAGUGUGUUGGUGUCGCCUAGUCUACAACUACAGGAUAUGGAUGGCGUCGUGUCUCCUUACAAUACACUCGUACAGUUAGACGCUUCUCUCUGCGACCGAAAUUCGUACGACGUCGAUGUCCAGCUGCAGAGAUGUGGCGCUACGCGGGCCGUCAAUCUCCUCCCUCGCAACGUACAGUGGACCAGACACGUACCCCAGCGAUUCCAAGAUUUUCGCUAUUGGUUUCACUUCAAUGCGACAAACAGAGUCGACAUACCGUCGACCGUAUUGCCCACGGAGUUUAUUGGGGCUUACUAUUCUAUCCUAGCUUGGGUAUAUCUGGAAACGCCGGGCGUCAUAUUCAGGAAAGGGUCGCCGGACGGUGAAGUGAUCAGUGUGUUGGUGAGAAAGCGGGCCGUUGAGAUAUCCGUGUGGACGGACGAAGGUUUUGUCACGCUGCAGUGGGAUUUGCCCGUUCUCCGACAAACGUGGCAUCACCUCUGUUUCACAGUCGCCAACUCGUCGUCUGCUCGUCUCUAUCUGGACGGUCACCUCCUGCCGUUCCGAAAGCACAUACCGAGCUCGAGUCCGGCCCAAGCAGCACCAGAGACAAGCAUCGGCGGAAACUCUACCCACUCGGGUUCGAAACGACGCCAACCAUUCCAAGGCAAACUGGCCGCAUUCGCUGUCGUCAUCGGACAGGCCGUCGAUGAAAGCAACUUGCGUUGUCUUUUGGCGUGUAGAGACCGCUUGCUAAUUUCGGAGCAGUACGACAGGCAAGUGUGGAGCGUACGAUCACUCAACGAGAGUACGGCGUUGAGAAUCUACGGAGUGGCCGACAUAUCGGACGUGGAGUCGAUGCUGAGGUCAGUGAGCUACGACAACGUGCACGACUUCCCGCGCAACCGACCACGUCGGGUGCAAUAUAUCGUCGAGAACGAAAAGCACGUGACGGUUGCUGAAACCAGCGUGGCCGUUCGGUCGGCGGGUCGACGUUUGUCUCUCGACGCGAGUUAUCCUAUCAAACGUUUGUCUCGCAGGGAGACCCUCGGUGGGUACCCCGCGCUGUAUGACGUCACUUUCCUUCACGAUUCCAAGAGCCAGGUGAUCGAUAUGGUGAGUGUAGAGCUGACAUCUCGUCCGCACAUUACAAUUCCAUUUACGGGCGUGCGAUUCGAAUGCGAAGUCGCACUCAAUGCGGCAGAACGCAACUUGCUCUGUGUGGAUAGCCCGGACAUGGUUCACCUCCUGUCGGCUCCUCUUCUCGUGGGUGGACGGUUGGUGUCGUUGGGAGAUUUCACAAACGUCCUUAACCUUAGUAACGCGUCGCCUGCAGAUGUCAGAAAUGCUGUGGUCAGAGGCUUAACUGGGAAAUUGUUUUCAGCCAAUGAGGCGGCGUUUACAACCUUUAUCAAGCAGGAGGGUAAAGAUGAAGGUUUCGUCUUCGCUUGUGUAGAAAUGGGCUUCGUUUCGUGGGGCAUCGAGAUCGACUCGUCUCAAAAGACUAUCAAGUUUGUCCAUACACCGUCGACGAAGCGUGGCUCGGCUCGCCAACAAGCCUACACAGUAUUUACAGCAGACAUCGACGACGGCAAGUGGCAUCACCUCACUCUGAACGUGAGAAACCGCGUAGUGACACUGCACGUCGACGAUACGACUCUUGCAGCCAGUCUGCACUACAUAAAGGAAGGCAAUCGAGUCACCAAGCAGUCGUUCUCAACCAAGCUACCAUGGAGACUGCGCAUGAGUACUAUCUGCAACCUGUACGUAGGCUACAGAGGUCCUAACUCUCCAACCAUGUUUAGUGGUAGCCUUUGGGGGCUGAGCAUUCUCCCGGGUCAAAUUCUGAGCGACCCAGCAAGAGACUGUUUACGGUUCAAGGCAAAGUCCAGGUACUGCUUGGAAGAAUUAACGCUCCCGCACUUAGACGACGACGUCACCAACAUUCUCCAGCGCCACAGUAUAUCAAUGGAUACUCGUGACUUUGGUAUUACCUUGUGGGGUCCCGCAGACCAGAAAGUAUACCAGAAAAUUAUAAACGAAGUGGUGUACGCAAAUUGGGCACUAAGACCACAUCCUCGCUACCAAACAAGAACGUUGGAGGUGUAUGCUACUGAUCACGGUGGUCGAUUCAUCAGUAAUAAUUUACGCAUUACUAUUAUGUUCACUAAAUAAUUAAGUGGAACUGGUGACCAUAAAUCUAUAGAUUGAACUCACUGUAUUUGAAUUUCAGACAUUUGCAUGUUGAUUGACUUGAAUAGAUAGAUACACAGAUUGCACUCUUGUCCUCGUGGAGAGGCUCCUUGUGCGU
Messenger RNA from Corticium candelabrum, 5101 nucleotides. RefSeq lists its product as uncharacterized. Bases 52 to 4965 code for a protein of 1637 amino acids. Gene Ontology annotation, molecular function: calcium ion binding. Gene Ontology annotation, cellular component: plasma membrane. The transcript has a single exon. The record is from RefSeq and is a predicted model, not a curated record. Lineage: Eukaryota; Metazoa; Porifera; Homoscleromorpha; Homosclerophorida; Plakinidae. Gene Ontology annotation, biological process: homophilic cell-cell adhesion.